Molecule: messenger RNA, 865 nt
Organism: Mandrillus leucophaeus (drill)
Lineage: Eukaryota; Metazoa; Chordata; Mammalia; Primates; Cercopithecidae
Product: olfactory receptor 13D1-like
Biological process (GO): G protein-coupled receptor signaling pathway
Cellular component (GO): membrane
Molecular function (GO): olfactory receptor activity; G protein-coupled receptor activity
Source: RefSeq, a predicted model, not a curated record
AUGGAGACAAGAAAUUACUCUGCCAUGACUGAAUUCUUUCUGGUGGGGCUUUCCCAAUAUCCAGAGCUCCAGCUUUUUCUGUUCAUGCUCUGCCUCAUCAUGUAUGUGAUAAUCCUCCUGGGAAAUAGCAUCCUCAUUAUCAUCAGGAUCCUGGAUUCUCGCCUCCAUAUCCCCAUGUAUUUCUUUCUUGGAAACCUCUCCUUCUUGGACAUUUGUUAUACAUCAUCAUCCAUUCCUCCAAUGCUUAUUAUAUUUAAUAAGCAUUAUUACCCACCACCAAUUUCUGAGAGAAAAUCCAUCUCCUUCAUUGACUGUGCUCUGCAGAUGGUUGUGUCCCUUGGCUUGGGCUCCACUGAGUGUGUCCUCCUGCCUUUAAUGGCCUGUGACCACUAUGUGGCCAUCUGCAACCCACUGACGUACUCCAUCAUCAUGAAGACAGAGUUGUAUGUGCAAAUGGCUGCAUGGUCCUGGAUCAUAGGCUGUCUGAAUUCCUUAGUGCAGACAGUCCUGACAAUGGUGUUGCCCUUCUGUGGGAAUAACAUAAUCGAUCAUCUUACAGUGCACUUGACUGUGGUCAUCUUAUUCUAUGGUUCAGCCCUUUUCAUGUACACGAAGCCCAAAUCAAAGUUCACAAAAGCAUCUGAUGAAAUCAUUGGAUUGUCUUAUGGAGUGAUCACCCCAAUGUUGAACCCCAUCAUCUACAGCCUGAGGAAUAAGGAGGUAAAAGAAGCUGUGAAGAAAACUCGGCACUUGCAUCUGUGGAAAAUAGGAAAGGCCUUGAGGCAUGUGAUGUUCUCGACAAGGGAUGAGAUCAGGUGUUUUGUAUUCACAGAUAAAGUCACAGAAUCUGAUAUCAAGAGAGUGU